AUGGCUGCUAGUGCCAAGGAGAAGAAGGCAACCCGAAUCACGACGGCUUGCAAUCCCUGCCGAUCUCGGAAGCAGAAGGCCUCAUUCCUCUCUGCCGGAUUUCUGACCGUGAGAAAAAGACCAGCAUGCGAACAAUGUCUCGAAUACAACCGGGCCUGUGCAUGGCCUGCGCAGUUGAAGCGGGGCCCUGCGAAAGGCUACAUCGAAGCUCUGGAGCACCGUCUCUAUGAAACAGAAACCGUCCUGCUGAAGAUCCUGCCGCACAUCUCCCAGAGCCAACUGGCCUCCAUCCUGUCCGAUAUGUCGUCCGGUUCGACCUCAGGCGAAGAGCGCGGAGGAGGUCGACCGGUGUACGCACCCAUCUCGCCGCUACGGAAGCGAGGCGUCGAGUACUGGAAAUCGUACCCGCUGAGCAGCGUCCAGAACAUCCGCAAAUGGGAGCAAGACUGCCACGCUCUACGAAGAGCGAGAUUGAAUAACGUCAGCCAAUAUGACGACUCAUCGUUAUCAUCUUCUGUCCCGUCGAAGCGUCUGAAACUGUCUGAAGAGACAGAGUCAUCAUCGUCGGAUCUGGGAGGGAAGAGGGGAGAAGUGGACAACACUUCUCCUUCCUUUGAUGGUCGAAGCCCGACGACGGAACCUCCUCCUCCUCCUCCUCCCCAUCAUCAUGACUCCGGAUUUAUCUCGCACUCGCAGGCCCACACGCACAGAUUAUUCAGAUCGCCGCCGCAGCAACAACAGCAGAUCAACGUCGAUGCGUUACACGUAUCUCCACCAGCAGAAGAAGACCUCUCAUCCGAGGAGCUCCACUCUACAUCAACAACGACAACAUACGGUCGACACACGCAGCAACAAGGUCGACCACUAUCAGAAGAAGAGCGGCCAUUGGACGCGACAGGCAGCUACUACGUCGUCGAUCACAACACGCUCUCGCAGCUGGCAUUUUUGAAAGGUGGUGGCGGCGGCAGCAGCAGCAGCGGUGGUGGCAGUGGUAGUAGUAGCUUUGCGCCCAGCGCGCCCCCUGCGCCUCAGGAAUUGAGCUCAUGGGAUGCAGCGCCGCCGAUAAAGUUUCAGCAGCAGUUUCUGUGGUAG
Rasamsonia emersonii CBS 393.64 is the source of this 1092-nucleotide messenger RNA. RefSeq names its product C6 finger domain protein. Bases 1 to 1092 code for a protein of 363 amino acids. The transcript is spliced from 3 exons. Lineage: Eukaryota; Fungi; Ascomycota; Eurotiomycetes; Eurotiales; Trichocomaceae. Gene Ontology annotation, molecular function: zinc ion binding; DNA-binding transcription factor activity, RNA polymerase II-specific. Gene Ontology annotation, biological process: regulation of DNA-templated transcription. The record is from RefSeq and is a predicted model, not a curated record.